Messenger RNA from Funneliformis caledonium, 255 nucleotides. NCBI's taxonomy places the organism in Eukaryota, Fungi, Glomeromycota, Glomeromycetes, Glomerales, Glomeraceae. The record is from the annotation of a GenBank genome assembly.
AUGUACCUUUUGGUCGUACAACAGAGUGGUAUAUCAAUAAUGUACCCAUGCUUAGGUAUGCCGCUUAAAACAUCAAAGUCGACAAAAAACUCCACAGCAGGACUCAUUGAAGUUAGACGUACCACAGAUGCUAUUGACUUUUUAGAAUGGAAAACAAAACGGGGUGCUGUAAAAUCCACAAACAGAACAGAAAAUGCUUGUAUAGGGUAUUAUAUUGCUCUGGAGAUGGAAACAAUUAUCAGAGUGGCAGCAUAG